Messenger RNA from Menidia menidia (Atlantic silverside), 2248 nucleotides. Lineage: Eukaryota; Metazoa; Chordata; Actinopteri; Atheriniformes; Atherinopsidae. The record is from the annotation of a GenBank genome assembly.
GGAGCAUCAACAAAACCACGUGACCAGCGAUGAGGAAGUUAGUUCUGAGGGGAAAGGAUGGGAGGGUAGCCGUCGUAACUUUUCCUUCACUGUGCGUGUGUUUCGGGGAUUCAGAAUGCCACACCUGGAGGUCGUUUCGUGUUUGAACCUCCUCUUCUUUCUUCAUGCCGUCGCCCCGUUUAAGCUCACCGGACAGCAGCAGUGGCCCGUUCCCUACAGGCGGUUUGAGCAUCGGCCUGCCGUGGACUCGUACUGCGAAGCCCUCUACCCGUUCUGCCCCACCGGAGACCGCGACGGACGCAUUCCUUACAUGAGGGACAGUGACAUUAUCUCGGUUUACAGGCUGCAGACGCCGGUGUGGGAAUUCAAGUACGGAGAUUUGCUGGGGAAACUGCACAUCAUGCAUGACGCCAUUGGCUUCAGCAGUUCAGAGAGCGGAGCCAACUACACCAUGGAGUGGUACGAGCUGUUUCAGUUGGGCAACUGCACCUUCCCCCACCUCAGACCGGACCAGUUCGCGCCUUUCUGGUGCAACCAGGGCGCCGCCUGCUUCUUCGAGGGCAUCGACGACUUGCACUGGCUGCAAAAUGGCACCCUGGAGAAAAUAGGGGAACUCAGCGGGAACCAGUUCAACGACAUGGCCCGCUGGAUCCAGGACGACAACGAGACCGGGAUCUACUACGAGACGUGGACGGUUCGCUCGGACCCCGGCCCCAACGCCACCGUGUGGUUCGAGUCCUACGACUGCUCGCAGUUCGUCCACCGCACCUACAGGAAGCUGAGCCAGCUGGGAGCGCGCCUGUCCAGCCGCUCGCAGACCAACUACACCAAGAUCUACCUGUACAGCGGGGAGCCCACGUACCUGGGCAACGACAGCUCCAUAUUCGGCCAGCCGGCCCUGAAAAACCUGGCCACGGCCAUCCGCCAGUUCUACCACCCUUUCAGGCCGCACCAGUCCUUCGCCGACUUCGCCGCCAGCCUGCUGGAGGCGUUCCAGAAGGUGGUGCUGGAGAAGAGCUUCUACCUCUACUACAACUUUGAGUACUGGCACCUUCCCAUGAAGCCUCCGUAUGUGCGGAUCACGUUCGAGGAGGUGCCUCUGCCUUAGCUUUCCACUCGACCGCUUUUGAAAUUGGUUUUAAUUUCUUUGUUUUUAUUUAAUGGUGAGAAACCAAAAAAGGAACAACGUGUCUCAUCCGGGGAAAUAAAAAGAUCUGGUGGAAUUAUAUCAGAUAGCCCAUCACCUCAAAGAAGCAAACUUUUGGUUAUGUCAGGUUUUGGUUGUUUCGGGUUCAUUUAGCCAACGGCUAAAUAUAUACGGCCGACACUCUUUACCAUUCCACCUCUAAGGCUAAAAUCAGGAUAACUGGUGUUCUAUGCGGGUUUGCACGAUGCUCUGCGAGAUAAACCCCUGAAUUUUCCUGGUUCCAAAAUAAUUUAGGCCAUCACAAGAAAACAAGGUUUGAAACCGGGGAAAAUGGGUAAAAUAACUCUUAAAAAACGUUCAAGGACUGGCGUUUCCUUGUCAAGGCUUGGAAUGACACCAGGGUACAGCUGCCCUGUAAGAUCACAUGACCCUCAUCAGCCUGGUCAAAACACACUGGGGAGAAAGUCUACAAACAUGUUCACAACAUAUGCCUCCUCGAAAAGAUUUUUGAGAUAAAAAACAGCGUCUGUGUUUUGAAGCCUGCGGUCUCUGACAGCACGACAAAGACACAACAAUCUCAAAUGAAACAUAUUUUGUAAAAGAAAACUGAUAUGAAAGUCUAACAUAAAAAAAACACAAAAAUUAUCGUUUGACUUUGUUGUUCGUGUGUUGGGUCCCUUCUGUUGAAGCUCCAAUCUAAAGCCGAUAUAAGCUAAAGCCUCACUUAAUGCCUUCGAUUGUAGAAAUAUUACUGGAAGACCAUGUGGGAUGGAUACAAUCCACAAACUGAUGGAGAUCAUUGGCUUGAAUGCCCCCAAAAAGCUACUAAAUGAACCAGUAUUGAGAAUACUUCAUAUUUAUGGAGCAUGAUAGUCCAUGAUAGAAUAAAAGGAUAUCCUUCUCUGAACUACUGGUUCUCCGUAAUAGGCUUUUGUUGGAAAGCUCGUCUGGAAGAUGAGCAAAUAUUUAAGAUAGUGGGAAUGUUCUUAAGUGUUGAAGAAAAUUGCUCAACAUCAUGACUUACAUUUCUGUUCAUAAAUAUCCUUAGAGGCCUCUGACUUACAUUUCAACUCUUAAAAUAAAAUCUUGGCCUGUGAUCCA